This is a messenger RNA of Dovyalis caffra, 243 nucleotides long. Lineage: Eukaryota; Viridiplantae; Streptophyta; Magnoliopsida; Malpighiales; Salicaceae. The record is from the annotation of a GenBank genome assembly.
AUGAAUUUGAUAACCCGAAAGGGAAAGAUUAAAGGAAAGAAACUUGGGGAGAAGUUACACAGUAAAGAAAAGAAAAGGAGGAGAAGAAAAACAACACAGGUAGAGAAGUGGAUUGGAUUUGGAGCAGUGGAAGAAGCAAAAGCUGGGAAAAGAUCUCUUCUUUCCUCCUUUUCCUUGAGGUCUGAGCAACAGAGAAAAGAGAAGAAAGAAAGAAAAAGUGGGUAUAGUGACUCCAAUGAGUAG